Pygocentrus nattereri (red-bellied piranha) is the source of this 1018-nucleotide messenger RNA. RefSeq lists its product as uncharacterized. Gene Ontology annotation, biological process: regulation of apoptotic process. The coding region runs from base 116 to 799 and encodes 227 amino acids. NCBI's taxonomy places the organism in Eukaryota, Metazoa, Chordata, Actinopteri, Characiformes, Serrasalmidae. The record is from RefSeq and is a predicted model, not a curated record. The transcript is spliced from 5 exons.
CGGUGCGCAUGCGCAGCAACACCGAUCCUCUCCGGAGUUUCGUUUUUCAUGAGCAAGAAGUGGUUGUAGCUAAAGGACUCGGCGCUGUGCGGUCAGUGUCCGUGGCACUUCUUAGAUGGACACCACUGCAUCUAACCGCUGCAUGGCUGUCACACCCGACAAAACACUGCGACGCCAGCUCGGCAGCCUCUCGAAGCGCAUGUCCGCCUGUCUGGUGGAGAGAAUAUCGGCUUGUUUAUGCCGGUCAGGUAUCCUCACCGAGUAUGAGGUCCAGCUAAUCCAGACUCCGGGCACAGACGUCCACAAAGCCUCCCAGCUGCUGCUCACGGUCCUCCGCAAAGGGUCCAGGGCCUGCCAGCUUUUCUUCAAGUGUCUGGCCGUGUGUAGCCCCUCGCUGUUCGAGACGGUCACAGGGUGCACAGUGAGGCCAACAGACGUAGACCACUAUCAUUCUGAAGAUGACAUCUGUUCAGAGACAGCUGGAGCACUUCCACCAUAUAUCAUAAAUAUACACAAUUCCUCAUUAACCAACUGCAUCAUCGGAAACAACAAUGGCUUGUGCUGUCUUCUUUCUCGGACUGGUGUCACGAAUGAUAAGUUGGAAGACAUCCAGAGGCCUGACCAGCAGAUGGCAGCCCCGGACCCCACGGAGGCUCCCAGCAUCCAGGUGCAAAGCUCACAAGUAGAGUACGUCAUCAUAGGGGACAAUAACUACAUGAGUGUUGGGAGCAACGAGGAGUCAGGAGAGCAAGAAGAAACAGAGAGCGAGCCUGAAGAUUCUGAGGGGGGGAAUGGAUGAAAUAAUGAGGAUGGACUGUAGUGAGUUUUUAUUGUAUCUACACUAUAUUGCCAAAAGUAUUCACUCGCCCAUCCAACUCAUUGAAUUCUGGAAUUCCAAUCACCGUGGCCACAGGUGUGUAAAACCAAGCCCCUCGGCCUGCAGACUGCUUCUACAGACAUUAGUGAAAGAAUGGGUCGCUCUCAGGAGCUCAGUGAAUUCCAGCGUGGUACCGUGAUC